Messenger RNA from Oncorhynchus keta (chum salmon), 6069 nucleotides. Its product is annotated as sugar transporter SWEET1-like. Gene Ontology annotation, biological process: carbohydrate transport. Lineage: Eukaryota; Metazoa; Chordata; Actinopteri; Salmoniformes; Salmonidae. The record is from RefSeq and is a predicted model, not a curated record. Bases 161 to 820 code for a protein of 219 amino acids. The transcript has 6 exons. Gene Ontology annotation, cellular component: membrane. Gene Ontology annotation, molecular function: sugar transmembrane transporter activity.
AUACAGUGUCGUUAGAACGACGUCAGCGUUGAGUCAGUCGCUGAUGCAGAUGUCAACUAUUUGCACUAUAGCUGAUUUGAUAUUCACAGCGAAAUUACUCACAAUUUAGACACAUACCUAGCUAUCUAGGUAGUGCGCCACACAUUCCCUUUUCCUAUCUAUGGAGUUUUUGCAGUUUCUAUCAUGGGCGUGCAUCGUAUUUACAGUCGGGAUGUUCUCGACUGGACUGACGGACCUGAAGAAGAUGAGAGCUUCCAAAAGUGCAGAUAACGUCCAGUUCCUCCCCUUCCUCACCACAUGCCUCAAUAACCUGGGCUGGCUGUAUUAUGGGAUACUGAAGACGGAUGGGACUCUGGUCCUGGUUAACACCAUAGGAGCCUGUCUACAGUCCCUCUACAUCCUCUCCUACUGCCACUACACCAAUGACAAGAGGCGAGUGACCUCUCAGACGUUACUAGCAGGAGGAGUGGUCUGUGGAGGCUGGCUGUACUUCAGUGUUGUCCUGCCUCAGGGAGAGUCUCAGCUGGCCCAGCUAGGUCUCACCUGCAGCCUGUUCACUAUCAGCAUGUACCUGAGUCCACUCGCUGACCUGAUGGAGAUAGUGCGUACUGGUAGUGUGGAGCGUUUGUCCUUCUCUUUGACUGUAGCUACCUUCCUCACCUCAACAUCCUGGACGCUCUAUGGACUACAGCUGCAAGACUACUAUAUCAUGGUUCCAAACACGCCAGGCAUUGUGACCAGUCUCAUCCGGUUCUUCCUGUUCUGGAGAUUUGAAUCUGUCAAUCAAGGCGUGCCAUCCUAUAAGCUCAUCGAAAUUUAAGUGGCUGGAGACUCACACCAGGGGCGGCAGGGUAGCUUAGUGGUUAGAGCAGUGGACUUGCAACCGGAAGGUUGCAAGUUCAAACCCCCUAGCUGACAAGGUACAAAUCUGUCGUUCUGCCCCUGAACAGGCAGUUAACCCACUGUUCCUAGGCCGUCAUUGAAAAUAAGAAUUUGUUCUUAACUGACUUGCCUAGUUAAAUAAAGGUUAAAAAAAAAACACCAAUGGUUACAAGGGAGAGAGAUAACAGGCUUCUUGACCCUAUCAUGGUCAGGCUGUCAAUCACUGAUAUUGUUACUCAUAUUGUAAAUGAUUCAUGAUCACUCCUACCCACCAAGGGUUUAAGAAGACUUUCUCCUCUCAAGACAGAAGCUGUCCCUAAUCACAGAUCUUGGAUCAGAGUACCCUAGCAAUGGGGGAUGAAAAAUUAUGAAUAAAUAUCUGACCCUGUAUCAGUGGUUAGGGGCAUCUUCCUCAUCGUUCUCCCUCCACCACUUCCUUUUUGUGCCUUCUGUCCUAGUCUGGGACAUCAUUACUGAGAACUCAACCAUGGGCGGGACAGUCCUGCCCUGUCAAUCACAGUAGUCUCUGUUAUCCAGUGGAAGGUUUUUUGCUCAGCAUCAAUGCGCUGCUAUUGGUUGAAUCGCUCUAACUAACAGGACAGGAUGAUCCCGCCUCUAGUGGGGUUUGAGACCCCCUCACCUUUAUAGUUGACUUGUCUGUCCUCAUCACUAUGGUACCCUGUGAACUAGGGGUGAACUACUCUGUUCCUGGUAGCUACAGUAUCUGCUGGGUUGUUAUCCUUCUCUUUUAACUAGACUGAUGUGCAUUUGGGAAGUUUUCAGACUCCUUCCACAUUUUGUUACAUUACAGCAUUAUUCUAAAAUGUAUUAAAGUGUUUGAUGAGGAAAAUAAUCUACACACAAUACCCCAUAAUAACAAAGCAAAGAGAGGUUUAAUUGUUUUUAUUUUGUACAUUUAUAAAAUGAAAAUAUCACAUUUACAGACCCUUUACUCAGUACUUUGUUGAAGCACCUUUAGUAGCGAUUACAGCCUCGAGUCUUCUUGGGUAUGACACUACGAGCUUGGCACAUCUGUAUUUGGGGAGUUUCUCCCAAUCUUCUCUGCAGAUCUUCUCAAACUCUGUUAGGUUGGAUGGGAACGUUGCUACACAGCUAUUUUCAGGUCUCUCUGUUAGAUCGGGUUCAAGUCCAGAGACUUGUCCCGAAGCCACUCCUGCCUUGUCUUGGCUGUGUGCUUAGGGUCAUUAUCCUGUAGGAAGGUGAACCUUCGCCUCAGUCUGAGCGCUCUGGUGCAGGUUUUCAUCAAGGAUUUCUCUGUACUUGCUCUGUUCAUCUCCACAAUCCCGACUAGUCUCCCAGUCCCUGCCGCUGAAAAACAUCCCCACAGGCUGAUGCUGCCACCACCGUGCUUCACCGUAGGGAUGGUGCCAGGUUUCAUCCGGAUAUGAUGCUGCCACCACCGUGCUUCACCGUAGGGAUGGUGACAGGUUUCAUCCAGAUAUGAUGCUGCCACCAUCAUGCUUCACCGUAGGGAUGGUGUCAGGUUUCAUCCAGAUAUGAUGCUGCCACCACCAUGCUUCACCGUGGGGAUGGUGCCAGGUUUCAUCCAGAUAUGAUGCUGCCACCACCGUGCUUCACCGUAGGGAUGGUGACAGGUUUCAUCCAGAUAUGAUGCUGCCACCAUCAUGCUUCACCGUAGGGAUGGUGUCAGGUUUCAUCCAGAUAUGAUGCUGCCACCACCAUGCUUCACCGUGGGGAUGGUGCCAGGUUUCAUCCAGAUAUGAUGCUGCCACCACCAUGCUUCACCGUAGGGAUGGUGCCAGGUUUCAUCCAGAUAUGAUGCUGCCACCACCGUGCUUCACCGUAGGGAUGGUGCCAGGUUUCAUCCAGAUAUGAUGCUGCCACCACCGUUCUUCACCGUAGGGAUGGUGCCAGGUUUCAUCCAGAUAUGAUGCUGCCACCAUCAUGCUUCACUGUAGGGAUGGUGCCAGGUUUCAUCCAGAUAUGAUGCUUGGCAUUCAGGCCAAAGAGUUCAAUCUUGGUUUCAUCAGACCAGAGAAUGUUUUUUCUCAUGGUCUGAGAGUCAUUUAGGUGCCUUUUGGCAAACUCCAAGCAGGCUGUCAUGAGCCUUCUACUGAGGAGUGGCUUCCAUCUAGCCACUCUACCUAAAGGCCUGAUUGGUGGAAUUCUGCAAAAAAAGGUUGUUCUUCUGGAAGGUUCUCCCAUCUCCACAGAGGAGCUCUGUCAGUGUACUUGGUUACCUUCCAGACCAAGGCCCUUCUCCCCUGAUUGCUCAGUUUGGCCUAUCGGCCAGCCCUAGGAAUAGUCUUGGUGGUUCCAAACUUCUUCCCUUUAAGAACGAUGGAGGCCACUGUGUUCUUGGACCUUCAAUACUGCAGAAAUUGUCUGGUACCUUUCCCCAGAUCUGUUUCUCUACACAAUCCUGUCUCUGAGCUCUAUGGACAAUUCCUUCGACCUCAUGUCUUGGUUUUUGCUCUGACAUGCACUGUCAACUGUGGGACCUUUAUAUAGACAGGUGCGUGCCUUUCCAAAUUAUGUCCAAUCAAUUUAAUUUACCGCAGAUGGACUCCAAGUUGUAGAAACAUCUCAAGGAUGAAAACAGGAUCAAUGGAAACAGGAUGCACCUGAGCUCAAUUUCGAGUCUCAUCGCAAAGGGUCUGAAUACUUAUGUAAAUAAAGGUAUUUCUGUUUUUUAUAGAUUUGCAAAAAUGUAUCUAAACCUGUUUUCUCUCUGUCAUUAUGGGCUUUUGUUUAAGCUUGUUGAGGAUUAUUAUUUAUUUCUAAAAUCCAUUUUAGAAAGAGGCUGAAUAAUACUUUCUGAAAGCACUGAAUACCUGGAUAACCAGACGUCUAAGGUCACCUGGAUAACCAGACGUCUAAGGUCACCUGGAUAACCAGACGUCUAAGGUCACCUGGAUAACCAGACGUCUAAGGUCACCUGGAUAACCAGACGUCUAAGGUCACCUGGAUAACCAGACGUCUAAGGUCACCUGGAUAACCAGACGUCUAAGGUCACCUGGAUAACCAGACGUCUAAGGUCACCUGGAUAACCAGACGUCUAAGGUCUAGACUCGCUAGUUAAUCAGUUAUAUGAAUGGAUCAGUUAAGUACCACGGAGAGAUGAAGAGGCAGGAAGGACUGUGUGCUCCUAGUAGUACUAGUUGUAGCUGGGGUGUAGAGCCCUCAGUUGUCCAUCCCUACUAGGGUUGCCAAACUCCAGGAACUUGUUUUUCCAGACAUCCUGGUUGGAGGAUUCACAGAAUCUGAAGAGAAUAAGAAGGAAAUCUGGAGCCCUCCAACCAGGAUUUCUGGAAAACCAGGGAAUUUAUUGAAAGUUCCUAGAGUUUUGCAACCCUUUCCCUACUCUAAGCAGACAUGGCAUGUACUCUACAUCAUCGGUACUUGGUCUCUAAAUCCAUGAACUGAGGGAAGACUAAGAAUUCCAUUCUUAUUGUGUUUCAUACACCGUUUAUAUUUGUUGUAUUUGGGUCGUAUGUCUUCAUGUGCAUAAUGUGUUUAUUUGUUGUAUUUGGGUCAUAUGUCUUCAUGUGCACAAUGUGUUUAUUUGGGUCGUAUGUCUUCAUGUGCACAAUGUGUUUAUUUGUUGUAUUUGGGUCGUAUGUCUUCAUGUUCACUAUGUGUUUAUUUGGGUCGUAUGUCUUCAUGUGCACAAUGUGUUUAUUUGUUGUAUUUGGGUCGUAUGUCUUCAUGUUCACAAUGUGUUUAUUUGGGUCGUAUGUCUUCAUGUGUACAAUGUGUUUAUUUGGGUCGUAUGUCUUCAUGUGUACAAUGUGUUUAUUUGGGUCGUAUGUCUUCAUGUGCACAAUGUGUUUAUUUGGGUCGUAUGUCUUCAUGUGUACAAUGUGUUUAUUUGGGUCGUAUGUCUUCAUGUGCACAAUGUGUUUAUUUGUUGUAUUUGGGUCGUAUGUCUUCAUGUGCACAAUGUGUUUAUUUGGGUCGUAUGUCUUCAUGUGCAUAAUGUGUUUAUUUGGGUCGUAUGUCUUCAUGUGCAUAAUGUGUUUAUUUGGGUCGUAUGUCUUCAUGUGCACAAUGUGUUUAUUUGGGUCGUAUGUCUUCAUGUGCAUAAUGUGUUUAUUUGGGUCGUAUGUCUUCAUGUGCAUAAUGUGUUUAUUUGGGUCGUAUGUCUUCAUGUGCAUAAUGUGUUUAUUUGGGUCGUAUGUCUUCAUGUGCAUAAUGUGUUUAUUUGGGUCGUAUUUCUUCAUGUGCAUAAUGUGUUUAUUUGGGUCGUAUGUCUUCAUGUGCACAAUGUGUUUAUUUGGGUCGUAUGUCUUCAUGUGCACAAUGUGUUUAUUUGGGUCGUAUGUCUUCAUGUGCACAAUGUGUUUAUUUGUUGUAUUUGGGUCGUAUGUCUUCAUGUGCAUAAUGUGUUUAUUUGGGUCGUAUGUCUUCAUGUGCAUAAUGUGUUUAUUUGUUGUAUUUGGGUCGUAUGUCUUCAUGUUCACAAUGUGUUUAUUUGUUGUAUUUGGGUCGUAUGUCUUCAUGUGCAUAAUGUGUUUAUUUGGGUCGUAUGUCUUCAUGUGCAUAAUGUGUUUAUUUGUUGUAUUUGGGUCGUAUGUCUUCAUGUGCAUAAUGUGUUUAUUUGGGUCGUAUGUCUUCAUGUGCAUAAUGUGUUUAUUUGUUGUAUUUGGGUCGUAUGUCUUCAUGUGUACAAUGUGUUUAUUUGGGUCGUAUUUCUUCAUGUGCACAAUGUGUUUAUUUGGGUCGUAUGUCUUCAUGUGCACAAUGUGUUUAUUUGGGUCGUAUGUCUUCAUGUGCAUAAUGUGUUUAUUUGUUGUAUUUGGGUCGUAUGUCUUCAUGUGUACAAUGUGUUUAUUUGGGUCGUAUUUCUUCAUGUGCACAAUGUGUUUAUUUGGGUCGUAUGUCUUCAUGUGUACAAUGUGUUUAUUUGGGUCGUAUGUCUUCAUGUGUACAAUGUGUUUAUUUGGGUCGUAUGUCUUCAUGUGCACAAUGUGUUUAUUUGGGUCGUAUGUCUUCAUGUGCACAAUGUGUUUAUUUGUUUUUAUUGGUUUACGUUUGUCCAAACUAAAUAUACUGUAAGUCUAUUGUCUGUGCUCUUGUUGUUGAUGCAUUGGAUUGUGUAUAGGGUAUUCUACAUAUGCUAUUUUAAUAGGAUAUUAUCACUCUGGAAAUAAGGGAGUUGGGGCUUUGCUGCUUCUUCAGACUGAAUACAUGUUUUAUACUGUU